This is a messenger RNA of Cokeromyces recurvatus, 1307 nucleotides long. RefSeq lists its product as uncharacterized. Bases 1 to 1266 code for a protein of 421 amino acids. The transcript has 4 exons. Gene Ontology annotation, molecular function: D-serine ammonia-lyase activity. NCBI's taxonomy places the organism in Eukaryota, Fungi, Mucoromycota, Mucoromycetes, Mucorales, Mucoraceae. The record is from RefSeq and is a predicted model, not a curated record. Gene Ontology annotation, biological process: D-serine catabolic process.
AUGAUAAUACAGCAAACAACAACACCAUUAUUACCUUUUUAUUCUCAUUUAAAGGAAUGGAAAUCAGAGCUUAUAAAAGAGAUGGUAGGAAAGAAGUUGAAAGAACUUCGAACACCUUCUCUUGUAAUUGAUAAGACUAUUCUCGAACGUAAUUGUAAUAAACUGAGUAAAAUAACAACAGAACUGAAUACAAAAGUGAGAGUUCAUGUCAAAACGCAUAAGACCGUUGAAGGUGCACGUAUUCAACUUGAAAAUACCAAAACUGAUGCAAUUGUUGUAUCGACCUUAGCAGAAGCUUAUGCUAUGAUUGAUUCUACAUUGACUAAGAGCGGAUUAUUAAAAGAUGUUCUCCUUGGAUUUCCUAUUACGCCAGAUAAAUUCAAUGAUGUUAUUGAACUUUCAAAAAGAGUAAAUACAUUUCAAAUCUUUAUAGAUGAUUUGCAAACUUUGGAGGCAUUAGAAGCAUUUUGUCUAGGUAAGGAUUACAAGUUCAAUACGUUUUUAAAAGUCAACUGUGGAUAUAGUCGAGCAGGAGUUCCCUUAAACGAUGUUCAAUCUAUUGAAUUAGCUAAACGAUUACAAGCUUCACCUCAUAUUAAUUUUAUUGGCAUAUAUACACACGCCGGUCAUUCUUAUUCGUCAGAGACACCAGAGAAAGCACUUGAAUAUUUACAAGAGGAGUGUAAUAUAGCACGUCAAUUUCGUGAUUAUUUUACAAACCAUGGAAUUCACAUUGGUUAUGUUUCUAUUGGCGCUACACCAACAGUGAAAGCCAUUAUAGCUUUUUUAGAAAGUAUAGAUAUGAAAAGGGUUCUAGAAGGGAUUGAUGAAGUGCAUGCAGGAGCAUAUGCAUUUUUGGAUAAACAACAGGUGUUUACAGGUUUAGGUAAUUACUGUGAUGUAGCGAUUACAGUAGCUACGCGAGUUGUAAGUCAUUAUAAAGAUCGAAAUAGUAUUUUGAUUGAUGCUGGUGGUUUGGCAUUCUCAAAGGAUACAGCACCACAGGGAGGCUAUGGCUAUGUCCUGGAGCAUGAGAAUGGUGAAUCUAAAAUCUUGGCUUCUGUCAGUAAGUUAUCGCAGGAGCAUGGCUUACUACAAGAGUUAGAUCCAGCUAUAUUACUAAGACCUGAAUUUCAAAUUGGUGAAGUUAUACGUGUUAUACCGAAUCAUUGUUGUUUGGCUGCUGCAUGUCAUUUGUUUUACUUAAUUAUUGAAAAUGGGAGUGAUAUUGUUGUAGAUGUGUGGGUCCCUAUCAAAGGAUGGUAAAAGCAAGCAUUGAAAACAAUAAUAAUAAGCAUGUUAUUUAU